AAUGCGCCUGGACAAAUCAGAGGCGGCCCCACGUGUACUGUGUUGACUGUCAAAAUUUCGGGGACCCCAAUUCCCGGAAGCUGUUAAGUUCUGAGAGAAGUACCGGCAUCUGCGUCUGCGAAUCCCCAGCCAUGAGCACCCCGGGCGUUCUGUCCUUUACGCAGCAGGCCUGGGAGCAGGUGCUGGCCAAGGUGAAACGGGCUGUGGUCUACCUGGACACCGCCUGCGCCGAGAGCCUGCACUGGGGCUGCGGAGCCUCGCGGCUGCUGGAGGCCGUGGGGAGCCCUGCGUGUUACCUGCGGGAGUUCGAGCCCGCCGCAGUUGGUGGCGGAGCCGAGCAGCCCAAGGCGGUGUUUGUGUUGAGCUGCUUGCUGAAAGGCCGGACCGUGGAGACCCUAAGGGGCAUCAUCUGCCGCAGUCACUUCCAGUAUUGUGUGGUGGUCACGGCUGUGAACCACGCAGUCCACCUCACGGCUAAUCACGUGCCGGCAGCGGCAGCGGCGGAGUUGGAAGGGCAGCAGCCGGUGUUUGAGCAACUGGAGGAGAAACUGUGCGAGUGGAUGGGCAACAUGAACUACACUGCUGAGGUGCUACACGUCCCGUUGUUACUCGCUCCUGCUGCUCCCCACCUUGCCUUGACUCCAGCUUUUGCUUCUCUUUUCCCACUGUUACCCCAGGAUGUGCAAAUCCUCAACAGUGCCCGACCGGACAAGAGGAGGCUAGGAAGCCUGGGUGAGGUGGAUGCCACUGCCCUGACCCCUGAGCUGCUGCUGCAGAUCAGGUGUCUGGUGUCAGGCCUCAGUUCCCUGUGUGAGCAUUUAGGGGUACGGGAGGAGUGUUUUGCUGUAGGUUCCCUCAGUCGAAUCAUCGCUGCAGAUCUGGCCAAUUUUGCUCCCGCCAAAAAUAGAAGGAGGACUGCCACAGGCAGGGCAUCAGUGGUCUUUGUGGACAGAACUCUGGAUCUCACAGGAGCAGUUGGACAUCAUGGGGACAACUUGGUAGAGAAGAUAAUUUCAGUGCUUCCCCAGCUUCCGGGCCACACCAAUGAUGUGAUGGUUAACAUGAUAGAGCUCACUGCACUCCGGGCUGAGGAGGAGAAUCGGAAUAUGGUUGCACCCGGCUGUCUCGCACAAUCCCAUGACCCCGCAGCUAAAACCCUGUGGGAAGCUUUAUUGAACACCAGGCACAAAGAGGCAGUGAUGGAAGUCCGGAGACAUCUAGUGGAAGCAGCAAGCAGAGAAAACCUGCCAAUCAAGAUGAGUAUGGGGAGAGUCACUCCAGGGCAACUCACCUCUUAUAUUCAACUCUUCAAGAACAACCUCAAAGCUCUAGGGAAUCACUGUGGGCUCCUACAGCUUGGACUGGCCACCGUUCAAACCCUUAAACACCCGCAGGCUGCCAAGUGGGACAACUUUCUGGCUUUUGAAAGACUCCUUCUCCAGAGCAUUGGGGAGUCAACGAUGUCUGUUGUGUUAAAUCAGUUGCUGCCCAUGAUUAAGCCUUCAAACCAGAGGACCAAUGAUGACUAUAGCCCUGAAGAGCUACUGGUCCUCCUGAUAUAUAUUUAUUCUGUCAGUGGAGAGCUCUCAGUGGACAAAGACCUGAGUGAAGCAGAAGAAAAAGUGAAGAAAGCAUUGGCUCAGGUCUUUUGUGAAGAGUCUGAAUUGUCACCUUUGCUGCAAAAGAUCACAGGCUGUGACUCUUCAGUUAACCUGACAUUUCACAAAUCCAAAAGUGCCGUGGAUGAACUGUUUACUUCACUUCGGGAUAUUGCUGGAGCUCGGAAUCUCAUGAAACAGUUUAAGUCUGUAUAUGUUCCUGGAAAUCAGACCCACCAGGCAUCCUACAAGCCAUUGCUGAAGCAGGUUGUGGAGGAAAUAUUUAAUCCCGAGAGGCCAGAUCCAGUUGAUAUUGAACACAUGUCUUCAGGCCUCACUGAUCUCCUGAAGACUGGAUUUAGCAUGUUCAUGAAGGUGAGCCGGCCCCAUCCCAGCGACCACCCUCUCCUGAUCCUCUUUGUGGUGGGCGGAGUCACAGUCUCCGAGGCCAAAAUGAUCAAAGACCUUGUGUCAACCCUGAAGCCAGGAACCCAGGUAAUCGUGCUGUCCACGCGACUCCUGAAGCCACUUAACAUCCCUGAGCUGUUAUUUGCAACUGACCGGCUACAUCCAGACCUUGGCUUCUGAGCAUCUGCUAAGAAGAUGAGACCUACCGGGCUGGAAAUCCCAACACUGUUCUCUGUCACCAUCCAAGAUAUGCCUCCAAAAUCAGUGUCCCUGUUUCUAAUCAUGGAUAUGACUGAAUUCUGCCCAGAAGGUCUUGAUAACCACACAGUGAAUUACUUAGCUGGAAUUGCUGCAAUUCUUAAAAAACAAAACAAAACCUUUUAGGGAUGGGGGUAUAGCUCAGCAGUAGAGCGUGUGCUUGGCUUGCACAAGGUCCUGGGUUCAAUCCCCGGUGCCUCUAUUAAGGAAGGGAAAACAAAAACCUUUUUCAUUUUUCUAAAGAUGUCAAACUGUCUCUCAGCUGGCCUAAUUCAUGAUAAUUCCCCUUUAUCCUUAACUCUCUAUCUGUGAUCUUUCUGAUUCCACCUGCAAGUUCAUUCAUUCUAAGUAAGUGCCUGUUGGUGAGUGUUGGUGGAUGACAAACCUUUUGAUCUGCAGUUGCUCAAGGAAGAGUUAGACAUGUUUUAGAAUCAUGAGUGUGAGGAAAGGUUGGUUUUUAAGAUUAUAUAGCUGAGGAGGGAACAUUGCAAAGAGGAUCGGAGGCUUUGUUUCUCUCUUGAUCUGAGCCAUUUCUGAAAAGGCGAGGGAGGGGUAGUGGCCAGGGCAGUGCUGAUUGUCUGCCCGUUUUGUAAAUCGCCUGCCAGUACAAAGGGCUGCAUUGUUCCAGUUAGCUUACUGGGCAGGGCUGCCAGCCUGCUUGGAACAGUAGUGGGAGAGAGGUUGAUUGGAGGGCUGUCUCUGCCUAUUAAAGCUUUCCUCUCCUCCCCAAGGAAGGCUCCAAUAAAAAUAUCUGGUCCAAGGAGUCUAAGUUGGAACCCCAACCUCUGUGACUUUUGUGAUUUCACAUUUCUACUGAAAUAUAAAGCUUUCUUUUCUGUGAGUCUAAGUCUCCCUUCUGGCCAUAGCAGAAAAACCUAGACUCAUAGAGUGAAAUUAUACAAGAACUCCAGCCAAAAUUAACUGCUUGGAACUGCACAUUAAUAGGUAUACAGUUGGUGGAAAUUCCUAGCAUCUCUCAAAGAUGUUUGUAAUAAAGAGAUAAAGCUGUAAAACAGUGGCUAGUGCGGAUUAAACAGGUGGAGGAAAUAAAAUGUAAACCAAAAUCCUCUAUGUCUCUGCUUUUAGUUCUCUGCAAAGCACUAUCACCAUAUGAGAAAACCAUGGAGCUGGAAAUCACUUUGAGAUGUAAUCAGAGCAGGUUUCCUAGACCCUGGCUUCUUUAUUUUGUCCAAGGAUGUUUUCUACCUAACACCAGUUCUUUCUUGGUGCUGAAAUACUGGCUGCUUCUCCUGUUCUGCUUAUUUCCAAAUUUGAACUUGAAUGAGGAAGAAACGGCAAUAGCAAAGGAAAUGAUAAUUAAAGCAAAGAUCACUGUUUUCUAAAAUAAUGAAGUAACCUUUUGUGUGUCUGUC
Messenger RNA from Camelus dromedarius (Arabian camel), 3637 nucleotides. RefSeq names its product sec1 family domain containing 2 (gene SCFD2). Bases 132 to 2186 code for a protein of 684 amino acids. The record is from RefSeq and is a predicted model, not a curated record. Gene Ontology annotation, biological process: intracellular protein transport; vesicle-mediated transport. The transcript has 9 exons. Lineage: Eukaryota; Metazoa; Chordata; Mammalia; Artiodactyla; Camelidae.